AUGUUAGGUGCCCGAGCCAGAGCUGCAGAGUAUCAUGCUUUCAAAGCCGCUUCUGCAAGACAAGCGAGUCGUGAAGCAGAAGAGCACAAGUUGCCUCCGAAGCCUGCCCCCGUUUCUUUGAGCGCCUUCACCAAAAAUCCCCAGCUGAACCGCAACAAGGGUCCAAAAGCAUGGAAGCCGCUGAUCUUGGAAGAUCCCCUUGAAGACUACAUUGACAAUUUCGAGGAUGAUCAAGAGGCGAUUUCGACCCCAACCCAUCAGAAAGUAGUCAACCGCAGUAGCUCCAUGAGCCAUGGUUCCGACAGUGCUCCCGUGCCGAGUAACCCCCUGCCGACAUGGUUCGAAGACAAGAACCAGAACUCGACAAUCCCCACGGCACCCAAGGCAAUGCUGGGAACAUUCUUGCAGACGCCGUCGCCGCUUGUCAACCCGACUCCUCGACGCAUCCAGCCACAUGCCAUCGUUCAGCACGCGCAGCAAAGCAGCCAUCCCAGUGUAAAUAGCUCCCCGAGUAAUGCCUCUGGAAUUUGUGGGUUCCCAUACCCUGGUUUGACAUGGUGGUUUGACUCACAUGGUAUGCCCGUGUUAGGUCCAGCCGCGAUGCCCACCUUCCAUCCCGGUCAAUAUCAGGGCAAUUUGAUGGUGCCAGACGAUAUCAGUCCCUCAAAGCAGGAGAACAAACUCGCGUCACUGUCUUACGAACACAUGGAUCCAUCUGCGAGUUUGGUCACUCCACAUCAUCACCUCCUACCCUUGACAGGAAUUAUCGGAAGCUCGAUAAUGCCGCCAAUGUCAUUUGUUCCCUAUGAAGAUGAAGCUGAUCCUGGCAAUCAUUGUCAAACCUGGGCCCUUCCAUCGGGAUCAGUCGAACAUCCGGUGAUGCAACAUGUGAAUUCAGACGGCGCUGUCCAUAUUGAUGGAAACAUCUCAGAAGCCUCUUCCUUGUCGAUGCCGAAUGCUAUCAGACGUUUCUCAUACCCCAAUACUAUCAACGAGCCGCCAUCGACACAGGGAUCGGUAACAGACCAGGCAACGCGUCGGCUUCUUCAGCAGGCAAUCCACCCAGUCCUUGUCCUACCCGAUGACGAACCAUACAACCGCAAGAACAAGAUGCAGAGUUUUGUCGCAGCACAACAGGCAUUGGCAAAGACGGGGAAAACAGUCCUUCACAAUCCUGAUCUACAUCGACUUAAGGCGAGCGAGUCUACUUCGCCAGCGCGCUCCACCAGCGACACCACAACAGCAGAAGGGACUUACCACUUCCAAACGUAUAGCCCAGGAUCCGUUAUCGUUCGGAAAGCUCCUCCUGGGUUUGACCCCCGGUGGACCUCUCAAACCAUUGCACAAAGCACCACCAAAGCCGCCUCUCCCUUUGGUGGCUCGACCCUGCGAGAGAUCUUUGAGGUCGGAAAGGAAGAGUGGUUCGAACUCAAACCAGUCAGCAAGAGCCAGCGCAUGAAGAUGAGUCGAGUCAUGAAGAUAUGUGCCAGAGCACAGAGUCCCGAUGCACCCCAAGGCUUUCUACAUGUAUCGCAGACGGAGAGGAAGGAGAAUCUUCAAAAUUGGAUACGAAUCGCCACCAGAGAUAACAAGCCACUUACGGGUGCUCAGAAGUUGUUUGAGCAGGUUGCCCAAGAAUGUCAUGCUAGCCAUGUGUCCAUCGACCGAGGUGGCAGAAAAGGAGCCUUCAGCGACAAAAUGUCCGAUGUGGAGAUCGAGAGGGCCGCAAUUCGCUCAGUUGGAGACAUCAUCGCCAACUUGAUGGAGUCUGCAGAAUCAUCGGAGCUGGGAGUGGACUCUAACGCCGUGGUGUGCAAGUACAAGCCAGCACCAGAGUAUGCAAUUGAGAGAGGCCGGCUUCUGAUGGGCAACAUUGGGAGCACAAGCUUCUUUGAAGAGAACACGGGUGGGUUCUAUAGCGCCCCCAGCAGGAUUGCCCGCGACCCUAGGUUUCGACCAGCCGGAAAAGAAGCUAUCAAGGCGAAGUCAGAGGAGGAAUGGAAACUCCGACACGACAUGUACGGGAGAAGAAGGAUGUAG
Molecule: messenger RNA, 2040 nt
Organism: Fonsecaea nubica
Lineage: Eukaryota; Fungi; Ascomycota; Eurotiomycetes; Chaetothyriales; Herpotrichiellaceae
Exons: 1
Coding region: 1-2040 (679 amino acids)
Source: RefSeq, a predicted model, not a curated record